UAUUAAUGUCAGUAAAUUGUUUAUUUUGCCGCAAUUGUUGCAUUAUCAUUUUAAGUAAGAGAUGGUAGAAGAAAAGGGAGAAGGGCCGGAAGAUGUGGACACUAUUGGAAUUUACGUAGGAGGUAGAAACGCUGCAGGUGAUCGUCAUGGUGAGGGUUGGGCUAUUCUGCCCAAUAAAGACUUCUACCAGGGCUGCUACUGUCGGGGUAUGAGAAGCGGAAAAGGACUUUACGUCUUCAAGAAUGGUGCUCGCUAUGAAGGAGAGUGGCGUAAAGCUAUGAAAUAUGGUGUCGGCGAAAUGAUAUACCCUGAUGGUUCAAAGUACGAAGGUGACUGGAGACACGACUUGAAGCAGGGGUUUGGUGCCUAUUACUAUCCCAAUGGUGAUAUAUACGAGGGAGCGUGGUUCAAAGGCAAACGUCACGGAUUGGGGACUUACUUCUUUUCUGAGUAUCAGAUAAAAUUCAUGGGCACCUGGGUCGAAGGAAAAAUCGAGGGUCCUGGUCAGAUUAUGUAUCCUCGGGUAAGAUACCACGGUUCAUGGACAAGAGGCAAACCAAAGGGUACUGGAUGCUUUGUUUUCGACACGAACUGCAUGCAACAUGGUUUCUAUUUGCUCAUGAAAGAUCCGAACCUGGAAGAGUUUGGAGAAGGAGAGGAAGAAAAGGAGGAUAAAGAAAUUAAGGAAGAGAAGAUGGAGGAGGGCGAAGAAGAGAUUGAGAUUGAUGAAACUAUUGGUAAAAUAGCAACAUGGCGUGCGCGAAACGUAACCGCGUACAUGGCCGAGUUCCUGCCGCCGGAGGCAGUCCCUCUGCCCAUCCACGACUCCCUACCUUCGUUGUCGGCGGGCAGUUUUGAAACCGAUGUGAUGCACUUUGAGCCGCCCUCAGUGACUCCGGAAGAGGAAGGCGGAAAUGAUAAUGACUCAUGGCUGUUGCAUAGGCAGCAGUUCCUUGAGGGCACUGAAUAGAAAGCUUAAAAUAAAUGUGAUAAAGUGUCUA
This is a messenger RNA of Leptidea sinapis, 1001 nucleotides long. It is a transcript of the gene Rsph1, whose product is annotated as radial spoke head 1 homolog. Gene Ontology annotation, biological process: spermatid development; axoneme assembly. NCBI's taxonomy places the organism in Eukaryota, Metazoa, Arthropoda, Insecta, Lepidoptera, Pieridae. The coding region runs from base 62 to 970 and encodes 302 amino acids. Gene Ontology annotation, cellular component: motile cilium; nucleus. The transcript is spliced from 5 exons. The record is from RefSeq and is a predicted model, not a curated record.